GCGUCAAAAAUUGGAAGAAAGAAAAACAAAUCCCAAUCUAAUUAGUUAGGGUUUCAAAAGCUGAUUGAUUGAAUCGGAAAAGAUGUCUUCUUCUGGCGGUGGCGGUAUGGUGGAGUGUAGAUACAUAACACAAGAAUGUAUACGUGAAUGGAAGAAUGGAAACAAUUCCUUUAAACCACCUUCUCCCCCUCUCCUUCUUCGUUUUCAAUAUGAACUUUCUUGGAAUAUUGUUAAAGGAGAGUUACCGAUUAACAAGUGCAAAUCUGCGCUCGAGUUGGUUGAUUGUUCUGAUAAUAAUGACGAAGUUGCUUCUAAUUUUGCUGAUAUUGUUUCUCAAAUGGCUCUAGAUCAUACAAUGCCCGGAGAGUAUCGUGCUCGUCUGAUUAAGUUGGCAAAGUGGAUGGUGGAACAUUCUGUGGUUCCUUUGAGGCUCUUUCACGAACGAUGUGAGGAAGAAUUCCUAUGGGAUUCAGAGAUGAUUAAGAUAAAGGCAGCUGAUUUAAAGUCAAAAGAGGUCAGGGUUAACACCCGUCUUCUUUACCAACAAACAAAAUUCAACCUCCUUCGAGAAGAAAGUGAAGGCUAUGCUAAGCUGGUUACCCUUCUCUGUCAAGGUUCGGAGGAUAGGUCUCAAAAUACAUCAGCUGCAACAGUUGGCAUAAUCAAGUCAUUAAUUGGACACUUCAAUUUGGAUCCAAACCGUGUCUUUGACAUUGUAUUGGAAUGUUUUGAACUUCAGCCUGAUAACAAUGCCUUCUUGAACCUGAUACCUAUAUUUCCAAAGUCCAAUGCUUCUCAAAUUCUUGGGUUCAAGUUUCAAUAUUACCAGCGUAUGGAAGUGCAUAAUACUGUACCUUUUGGGCUUUAUCAGCUUACAGCAAUACUGGUCAAGAACGAAUUUAUUGAUCUUGAUAGCAUAUACACUCAUCUACUUCCCAAUGAUGAUGAAGCCAUUGAGCAUUAUAAUGUAUUUUCAGCAAAGCGACUUGAUGAGGCUAAUAAAAUUGGCAAGAUUAAUCUUGCUGCUACCGGGAAGGAUCUUAUGGAUGACGAAAAACAAGGAGAUGUGACAGUAGAUCUUUUUGCUGCUUUAGAGAUGGAACGCGAAGCAGUUAUAGAACGCUCUUCAGAGCUUGAAAACAGUCAAACUUUGGGGUUGCUUAUUGGUUUUCUUUUUGUGGACGACUGGCAUCAUGCUAAUAUCCUUUUUCGUCGCCUCUCACCUCUCAAUCCAGUUGAACAUAUUCAGAUAUGUGAUGGACUCUUCAGGAUUAUUGAGAAAACAAUUUCUCCUGCUUAUGAACUUGUCCGUCACUCACCGCUUCAAGCUACAGGAGAUUCGGAUUUUAUGGAGACAGAUAAUAACCUCAUUAGGAGAUUGUUCAUUGAUCUCCCAAAAGAGUUAUUUGAGAUGCUUACUUCUGUUGGACCCUAUCUUCACCGUGAUACAUUACUGCUCCAAAAGGUGUGCAGAGUGUUGAGAGGUUAUUACCUGUCUGCCCUUAAGAGUGUCACUUCUGGUGAUGGCUCUAAUUCGGAUACUGGUUUGAGUGGAAAUCGAACUCCUCGCUUCCACUUAAAGGAAGCCAGGUUAAAUCUUGAGGAAGCCUUUGGUGCAUGUUUACUUCCUUCACUGCAAAUGAUACCGGCAAAUCCGGCUGUUGGACAGGAAAUCUGGGCUGUAUUGAGCCUCCUUCCAUAUGAGGCAAGGUAUCGUCUAUAUGGUGAAUGGGAGAAGGAUGAUGAGUGCAGCCCCAUGGUUCAAUCUGCAAAGCAGACAGCAAAGUUGGACACUAGAAGGAUCUUGAAACGGCUUGCAAAGGAAAAUCUAAAGCAGCUUGGAAGGAUGGUAGCCAAAUUAGCUCAUGCAAAUCCCAUGACCGUUCUUCGAACUAUUGUCCACCAGAUAGAGGCAUACAGGGAUAUGAUUGCUCCCGUUGUUGAUGCAUUUAAAUAUCUAACACAGCUUGAGUAUGAUAUUUUGGAAUAUGUUGUGAUCGAACGUCUGGUACAAAGUGGGCGUGAAAAGUUAAAAGAUGAUGGUCUUAACUUAUCAGACUGGCUGCAAUCUUUGGCUUCAUUUUGGGGUCAUCUGUGUAAGAAGUACCCAUCGAUGGAACUCAGGGGUCUAUUUCAGUAUUUGGUAAAUCAGUUGAAAAAAGGGAGUGGGAUUGAGCUUGUUCUUCUGCAGGAGCUUAUCCAGCAAAUGGCUAAUGUUCAGUACACUGAGAACAUGACUGAAGAGCAGUUAGAUGCUAUGGCUGGAAGUGAGACUCUACGCUAUCAGGCUACCUCUUUUGGAGCAACCCGAAACAAUAAGGCUUUGAUCAAAUCCACCAAUAGAUUACGAGAUUCAUUGCUUCCAAAGGAUGAGCCAAAAUUAGCAAUUCCACUUUUGCUACUCAUUGCUCAGCAUCGCUCUGUGGUUGUGAUCGAGGCUGACUCUCCUCACAUUAAGAUGGUCUGUGAACAACUGGAUAGAUGUCAUGGAUCCCUUCUGCAAUAUGUGGAAUUCUUAUGUGGUGCCAUGACGCCAAUAAUCUCGUAUGCGCAGCUUGUUCCACGUCUUCAUGAUCUCAUACACUUAUACCACCUUGAACCUGAGGUUGCAUUUUUAAUUUAUCGACCUGUGAUGAGACUCUUUAGAUGUCAGAGUUCACCUGAUGUUCUUUGGCCUUUAGAUUGUGAUGAAUUGACGAGUAGUUCAGCUGCAGAGGACAGUGAAUCAAUGGAUAUAUCUGGAAAACUCAUACUUGAUCUUGGUCCUUCCCAGAAACCCAUAAUGUGGUCAGAUCUUCUUGAUACAGUUAGAACAGUGUUGCCUUCAAAAGCCUGGAACAGCCUCUCUCCUGAUCUAUAUGCCACAUUUUGGGGUCUAACACUCUAUGAUCUCUAUGUACCUAGAAGUCGCUACGAGUCUGAAAUAGCUAAACAGCACGCUGCUCUUAAAGCUUUGGAAGAACUUUCUGAUAAUUCUAAUUCGGCAAUUACUAAACGUAAGAAGGAUAAAGAAAGAAUACAAGAAUCUUUAGAUAGACUAACCAGUGAACUUCGAAAACAUGAAGCAAAUGUUGCGUCUGUUCGUAGACGUCUGGCCCGUGAGAAAGAUAAAUGGUUGAGUUCUUGCCCUGAUACAUUGAAGAUUAACAUGGAGUUCCUUCAACGGUGUAUAUUUCCACGAUGUACAUUCAGCAUGCCAGAUGCAGUAUAUUGUGCGAUGUUUGUUCACACUCUUCACUCGCUAGGCACACCUUUCUUCAACACAGUCAACCAUAUUGAUGUUCUGAUUUGCAAAACUUUACAACCAAUGAUAUGUUGUUGCACCGAGUAUGAGGUGGGUCGGCUUGGCAGAUUUCUGUUUGAGACGCUCAAGAUGGCUUAUUAUUGGAAGAGUGAUGAAUCGGUAUACGAACGCGAAUGUGGAAACAUGCCUGGAUUUGCUGUCUAUUAUAGAUAUCCAAAUAGCCAGCGUGUCACAUAUAGCCAAUUUAUUAAGGUACAUUGGAAAUGGAGCCAAAGGAUUACAAGAUUAUUGAUCCACUGCUUAGAAUCUACGGAGUACAUGGAAAUUCGCAAUGCUCUUAUCUUGCUUACAAAAGUUUCAAAUGCUUUCCCUGUUACUAGGAAAAGUGGGAUCAACCUUGAGAAAAGGGUUGCUAAACUUAAAAGUGAUGAAAGAGAAGAUCUAAAAGUGUUAGCUACUGGUGUUGCUGCAGCCUUGGCUGCUCGAAAGCCUUCAUGGGUUACAGAAGAAGAAUUUGGAAUGGGGUAUCUUGAUUUAAAGUCUGCAUCAUCAACAGCUUCAAAGUCUGCUCCAUCAACUAGUGGCCCACCUAGUGAAGCUGUAAGUGGAAGAUCUACUUCAGUAGUACAUCAUCAUGAUUCUAUUAGAGAGCCUACAGUGAGGGCAAAACCUUCAGAAAGUAAACAUGAAAAGGGAAAAGGUAGUUCACUAAGUAAUGGUUCAGAUCCUUCAUUACAAUCUGGACCAUCCAAAUCAGCAGAAAGUCAAAAACAGACCGAUGAUUCUGGAAGUAGAGUCUUCGAUGAGAAUCCUGCAAAAGGUGCUACACUGAAAAGGUCGGUUCUUGCUGCAUCUGUAUCAAAGCAAGCAAAACAGGAUCUUGCAAAAAACGAACCUAAACCAAAAACUGUUGGGAGAAUCUCAUCAUCUGCUGCUGGUGAGCAGGCUGUGGCUCUUCAUGAGCCUUCUAUAAAAGGCCCCACACUGUUGACAAGGUCAUCAGAAACAGAUACCGGUAUGUCAAAAAUGGCUGAAUCAAGAAUCACUUCUAUAAAAGAUGAGUCUUCUGAAGCUGUUGAUGUCCAAAGGCGGCCUUCAUCUCGACCCUCUCAUUCUCCAAGGCAUGAUAAUACCUCCGUCUCAAAAUCUAACGAUAAAGCAGCUAAGAGAACAAGCCCAGCUGAGGAACAAGAGCGCUUUGUUAAACGACGAAAAGGGGAACAUGAUUUGAGAGACAUCGAGCCCGAGGUUCGGUUCUCGGAUAGAGAGAGGUCCUUAGAUCCCCGAGCAUCAGAGAAGUAUUACCAGAUUGAAGACGAUCCAGUCAAAAGUAAUGACAAGUCAUUAGAUAAAUCGAAAAAUGAAAGAUACGAUAGGGAAUACCGAGAAAGAUUUCAUGGAGAUGAUGUUACAGAAAAGUCAAGGGAUAGGUCGAUGGAAAGAUACAGCAGAGAGCGGUCAGUUGAUAGGACUUCUGAUAAAAGCAAAGAUGACAGAAAUAAAGGGCGGUACAAUGAGACUUCUGUAGAGAAGUCUCAUGUUGAUGACCGGUUUCGAGGGCAAAGUUUGCCACCUCCGCCACCUUUACCACCACAUGUGGUUCCUCAAUCCUUGAAUGCAAAUCGAAGAGAUGAAGACUCCGAUAGAAGAGUUGGAACAAGUAGACAUUCACAGCGACUGUCUCCAAAGCACGAUGACAGAGAACAUAGACGAUCUGAGGAGAAUAUGUUAAUCUCUCAAGAAGAAGCAAAACGAAGAAGAGAAGAAGAAAUUCGAGAAAGAAAGCGAGAAGAACGGGAAGGAUUUGCAGCAAAGAUGGAUGACAGAGAACGAGAUGGAGAGAGGGAAAAGGGUAAUCUUCUGAAAGAGGAGUCGGAUGUGAAUGCCUCUAAGCGACGAAAGCUGAAAAGAGAGCAUCUGCCAUUGGAGUCUGGGGAGUACUCGCCAGUAGCUCCAGCACCGCCUCUCCUUAACAUUAAUAUGACACCGUCAUAUGAUGUCAGAGAUAGGGGGGACCGAAAAGCAGCUGUUCUUGCACGCCCUGCUUACGUAGAAGAAUCUAACCGUAUGCAUGGAAAAGAUGUACCCACGAAGAUGACACGGCGUGAUUCGGACCCAAUGUAUGACAGAGAAUGGGAAGACGAAAAACGACAGAGGGUCGAACCAAAGCGGAGGCAUCGGAAAUAGAGAUAUAGAUACACUGCUUGUGUUUACUUGUUGAAAGAAUGAUACAUGCUCUGAACAUUGAUUUGCGUGCCGGUUCUUCCAUCCGUUACCGAUUGGAUAAAUGCGUAAUCAUGAUACUCUAUUGCUGGUUAUAUGGUGACUUGUGUGUCUGUUGCAUGAUUCUCUGUGCUUAUCAUCAGUUCCAUAGGUUAACGGUGUAUGAUAAUGGAUCUUAUUUCGACUUGACUUGCAGAGUUGAUACAAGGGAAUUUCUCCUCACACUAGGAGUUUUUUAGUUGAUACUACAAUUUUGUGUCUGGAAGUUUUUAUUGUGCUACAUAAUUUAUCGAUUCGAAUUUGAUAUUUUAAGUAGUAAUGGUCAUAUAAUGAGGGAAUGGUUUUUGAUUUA
Molecule: messenger RNA, 5819 nt
Organism: Erigeron canadensis
Lineage: Eukaryota; Viridiplantae; Streptophyta; Magnoliopsida; Asterales; Asteraceae
Product: THO complex subunit 2
Exons: 31
Coding region: 83-5431 (1782 amino acids)
Biological process (GO): mRNA export from nucleus; mRNA processing
Cellular component (GO): THO complex part of transcription export complex
Molecular function (GO): mRNA binding
Source: RefSeq, a predicted model, not a curated record